GAGCAAUAGCUGAUGUGGGUGUAGUAGAUCAUCCUUCCAAUCUUCGUCAUGACAUAGUAGAUUUCGACUCCUCCCUGUAUCUUUAUCUUCUUCUAGAAGUACUUCGUUGAUUUUCACCAGCAUUGUCAUAUUCAGCUAUCACGCUCCUUUAAACUUGUGAAGUAGCAUCCGAUAUUACUUAUCUAGUUCCUGCUUGUUGACCAAACUACAACAAGACCAAGGAAAUGGAAAACUUGGCCCUAGCCUCUCGCGUGCUUUUCGAUCGGGAUAUCCUGGAGAAAAAUCGCCGCAUAGUUGAGCUCGAAGGGGAGCUGAAAUGCCUGAAAGAUGAGCUUUAUUGGAAACAGAUCACAAAAGAGGAUUUUGAGUUAGGAAAUGAUCAUCAAUCUCUGUCUGUCUUCUAGUGCUUGAGUAGUUAUCUGGCAGUUUGACUUGGGUAAUUUGACUUUGAGUUUCAUGAAAUCGACGGACUCGGACUUACUUCUAUUAAGCUAUAAAACAAGAAGUAGCUAGUGGUAAAAAAUGGAUGACAAAGAUGAAAGUGUAAAAAGUGGUUUGUCUAAGACUCUAAUGUGUAAAGGCCAUGCAGACUUCGGUGGAACAGUUGUUGAUACGGACGACGACGACGACGACGAGGAUGAUGCGAUUCAAAGUGAGUGGACUCCUUAGGAAAAGACAAAGAACAGAAAGCAGGGCUCAUCAUGAAAUUCCAGCAUCAGCAUUUCGAUUUCCUUUUUGCUUUUCUUUGGUCGUAGAAAACUCUAAAAAGUCCUGACGCCACAAAUGCGUAGUGUUGCGUGGGAAGCUGUUGCGCGUGGGCUAACCUUCUGGGAAAACGAGGUGCCAGUAAUAGACCCAGAAACCGGAAAGAAAAGCCUGACAUAUUUACGCUGAAACUUUCUGCUCCAGCAUGUUUGACGCGAAGUAGACGUCGCCAUGAUAGUCCAACAUGCGAGAAACCAUAGUUAGAGGAUCAGAAACGCCACCGCAUGUGAGACCAGACACAACUGAGUCGUCCCAGAACUUACUGAAAUAGCUUCAGCUAUUCUCGGCGGUAUUUGUGUCGUAUCCCUUUAAGCCUAGGGGCUCUAAGACUGGACCUGGAGAGUAAUUGUGAGAAAGAUUGGCCACCAGAAGUGCAGCGCGAGUCAGGUCCUAUGGGCGUGAUGUUAAGCUGGCUAGCGCUGCAAAUGCGGCGCAAUUACGGUGGCGGCUGGCACGCCUCGAUAAUGAGACGCAACUGUGAUUUUCAUAUGGUCCUGAAAUCAUACAUAGAAAAAGUUUUUGCUUCAGGACCAAAUUGUGACAGGACGAGUUGACGGUCGUCGACGGAUUGUCUUUAUACCUAUCACUUUUUCUGGACUAAUGAUCCCUCAACAAGUGUCAACUCCAGCGAAUUCUCUAAUCUGCGCUGGUGCUGGCCUGACGCACCAGGCGGCGGCCUGGCUGGUCAACGCCACAGACGAUACGCUCACCUCGUGAAUUUCGGAACAGAGGUUGAGAAAAGAGAAUGGCAGGAACAGGACUGCUUAGUCCUUGUCGGCUGGGAUAUUUCCCCUCAGCAUCAAACUGCACCAGCACCUGACGGAAAUUGAAACCAGUGACAAGCCACUGUGUCACUACAAUCUAUCCGUAUCCGAGAUCGAAACACUAUAGAUAGUACGGAUCAACUUCUACAAGAACAGGCAGCAGAUUAGGUGUAAUUCCACCUAGCAACAUUUGCGGUCUACAGGUUUGAUACCUCUUACCCGUCACCAGGUACCACUGGUAUAAUUCAGAAAUUUCCGCCACAAGCAACAUGUGUUCAUAAUCAUAAAAUAAUUUUGAUUUUGACCGAAAAGUGUUGAGUUUUCCUGGACGAAAAUAAUCUAUCUCGAUGCCUACCUUGUACUUGUUCUAUAUCUACUCAAUCAACAUGAACAUCAGAUUUAAGGUCCAAGUUAUCCAAACGGAAAAUGAAUAUUCGCGAACGACCCCACAUUGUCCUUCUCGUCUGGGAUAGAAACACAACAUUGCUGAAGAUGAGAUUUUGUGUUUACUCCUUCAAAGCGCUUAGGAUUCUGUACACUCACCUGACUGGUGUGCUCUCGGAAAUAAGAUUUUGCGCUCAACGCGGAAUUGCAAUUACUUGUGAAGUUGAAGUUGAAAG
This is a messenger RNA of Amoebophrya sp. A25, 2149 nucleotides long. The record is from the annotation of a GenBank genome assembly. Lineage: Eukaryota; Dinophyceae; Syndiniales; Amoebophryaceae.